UUGACAAUAGGUAGCAACGUACGCCAUUCUUUUCAAAUAAUUAUGUUUGCGGUCGGUUUUUUUUAAUACUUUAAUAAGUUGGACAAAAUUAGUAUGAAAUAUACAAAGAAAUUCUAGUAACGACUCAUUAUGUGUUCGACAUUUAAAACUCCCGGUCCUCAAUAUGAACUGAGGCCCGUAGUUGGUUAUAAUAAGCAUUGCUUAUCAAAACUACGAAACCCUCAGUUUUCGUUCGGACUAAAACUCGGUGGUUGUGGGGCGUCGACGGGACCAGGACCGAAAUAUUCGUUAGGAAGAUAUACCAGAUAUGGAAAGGCUACCCCACCUGCUUUCUCUAUUUACUCAAGACCAAAGGGCUGCCGUGGUUUUCAGACACCCGGGCCACCGACAUACAAGGCUGAAUUAGUGCCGCGAAUGAAAGAACCCAGGCCGCCUGCAUAUAGCAUAAGGUCAAGACAAAAAGGUUUUACGCCAUUUAACACCCCAGGUCCAAAUCAAUACGAUCUACCUACAACCAUCGGACCAAAAAUACCAGAUCUGGUUGCUAAACCAGCCUAUUCCUUAGCCGGGAGGCAAAAGGCGUGUGGCGCAGAAGGAUCACCAGGACCUGCUAAAUAUCCUGCAGUCAAUUUGAAUGUGACUAAAACAAAAUUGCCACAAUAUGGAUUACGCUUGAAACCACCGCUAGCGGGUAAACCUAUAGGACCGGGACCUGCAGCUUACAUGAUCAAAUCUAAGUUCCAAGGAGGUUUCUCGUUGCGUUCUAGAGUCUGUGCAAUUCCUUAUAUAACAGCAGAAGAUAAUAUGCCAUGUGUCAACGAUUAAAUAUAAAUUAAAUGGAAAUUGACGGGCUUUGCUAAUAGGAUAGAUGGGGUUAACUUUGUUAAAUAUCUGUCUUAUCCGGGUUAAUAUAAGUACAAAAUUGAGA
This is a messenger RNA of Agrilus planipennis (emerald ash borer), 928 nucleotides long. Its product is annotated as outer dense fiber protein 3-like. Gene Ontology annotation, cellular component: cytoskeleton. The record is from RefSeq and is a predicted model, not a curated record. The coding region runs from base 130 to 825 and encodes 231 amino acids. The transcript has 4 exons. NCBI's taxonomy places the organism in Eukaryota, Metazoa, Arthropoda, Insecta, Coleoptera, Buprestidae.